Boleophthalmus pectinirostris (great blue-spotted mudskipper) is the source of this 2122-nucleotide messenger RNA. Its product is annotated as fizzy-related protein homolog. The transcript is spliced from 14 exons. Gene Ontology annotation, biological process: positive regulation of anaphase-promoting complex-dependent catabolic process; positive regulation of ubiquitin protein ligase activity; anaphase-promoting complex-dependent catabolic process. NCBI's taxonomy places the organism in Eukaryota, Metazoa, Chordata, Actinopteri, Gobiiformes, Gobiidae. Gene Ontology annotation, cellular component: anaphase-promoting complex. The coding region runs from base 181 to 1656 and encodes 491 amino acids. The record is from RefSeq and is a predicted model, not a curated record. Gene Ontology annotation, molecular function: anaphase-promoting complex binding; protein binding; ubiquitin ligase activator activity.
AUAGACACACCAUAGACUGUAGCUAAACUGGCUGCAUUCCCUCAAAAUAAUAACACCCGAAAAACCUUAAUAUAAGAGUAAUUUACCAUUAAAUCUUCAUAAACUGUUUUGUCCGUCCGAACUUUCGUCUCUGCGCUGCUAUUUAAGCUCUGUUGGUUGUUGUAGAUUAACUUCGUCUCAAUGGACCCGGAGUAUGAGCACCGCCUCCUUCGUCAAAUAAACAUUCAGAAUGACAAUUUGAAUCCUAUGUAUUUGCAGGCAUUUCGGACUCCAAGAUCUCCUUUAUCAUCACCAAGUAAACUUGGAGACAGAUUCAUUCCCACUAGAGCAGGAGCCAGUUGGAGUAUCAAUUUUCACAAAAUCAGUGAAAAUGAGAAAACACAAAACCAGAAUAGAAAGACAAAGGAAGCCUCUUCUGAUACCAAUAAAGCAGAUGGGCUGGCAUAUUCUGCUUUGUUGAAGAAUGAGCUGUUAGGAGCUGGUAUAGAAAAAAUCCAUGACCCUCAAACUGAAGAUCGACGUCUACAACCAGCUACUCCGGAAAAGAGAAGUCUCUUCAAUUACACAUUAAACACUAGAAGAUCACCAUCUGACAAUGGCUCUAACAUCUCCCCAUAUUCUCUAUCACCUGUUUCAAAUAAAAGUCAGAAAUUGCUACGUUCUCCCAGAAAGCCAACUCGUAAGAUUUCAAAAAUCCCAUUUAAAGUCUUAGAUGCCCCUGAGCUUCAAGAUGACUUUUAUUUGAACUUGGUUGAUUGGUCAUCACUUAAUGUCCUCAGUGUUGGUUUGGGCACAUGUGUGUACCUUUGGAGUGCAUGCACAAGUCAGGUCACCAGAUUGUGUGAUCUGUCUGUGGAAGGAGAUUCUGUCACAUCCGUUGGGUGGUCUGAAAGGGGUAAUUUAGUGGCUGUGGGGACUCACAAGGGUUAUGUUCAGAUUUGGGAUGCUGGCGCUGGAAAGAAACUCUUUGCCUUAGAAGGACACACAGCCAGAGUUGGAGCACUAGCUUGGAAUGCCGAUCAGUUGUCUUCAGGUAGCCGCGACCGUAUGAUUCUUCAAAGAGACGUGCGAACUCCUCCUCUUCAAUCUGAGAGACGGCUGCAGGGACACAGACAAGAAGUGUGUGGCUUAAAAUGGAGUACAGAUCACCAGCUACUUGCUUCUGGUGGCAAUGAUAACAAGUUGCUGAUUUGGAAUCACUCCUCGCUGAGUCCAGUUCAGACAUACAUGGACCACUUGGCUGCAGUGAAAGCCAUUGCGUGGUCCCCUCAUCAGCAUGGGCUGCUGGCGUCAGGAGGGGGCACGGCUGACCGCUGCAUCCGCUUCUGGAACACUCUGACCUCACAGCCGCUGCAGUGCAUGGACACUGGUUCACAAGUGUGCAACCUGGCCUGGUCCAAGCACGCCAAUGAGCUGGUGAGCACCCAUGGCUACUCUCAGAACCAGAUCCUGGUGUGGAAAUACCCAGCUCUCACACAGGUGGCCAAACUGACAGGACACUCUUACCGCGUUCUGUAUCUGGCAAUGUCUCCGGAUGGUGAGGCCAUUGUAACAGGAGCUGGAGAUGAGACGCUUCGAUUUUGGAACGUAUUUAGUAAAACAAGAUCAACAAAGGAAUCUGUAUCUGUUUUAAAUCUUUUCACAAGGAUACGGUGACCAAAGACUGAAGCAGGCCUCAAGUCUUUUACAUGGUGCUAUGGAUGUGGGGUACAAUCUGAAUUUAUCUUUAGAUUUGACUUUGAAAGCAUCCAAGACAUCUUAUUGUUUAUGGUUAUUUGAACAUUGUUGAAAUGUUCUAUUUUAAUUUAAUGAGGUUUUACAGUACAUUUUUUUUACUUGCCUCUACAAUUAAUUUGUUCAACAUGGAAUAUCAUGAAACAGGUUGCCAUCUGCACUACAUAUAUUGUGCAUUAUCUUAUGUUUAACUCAGGUCUUAUUUAUUUCGAUGUAUAUGCACCAUGUUUUGUGCUAUUGCUUAUUUGAACUGACGAAUUAUAGUGGUGAACGUUAAAGCCAAAUCUGCAUCAGUGGAUAAAAAGUCUAAUGCUGUGCAUCUAGACGUAGAUAUACUACAAGAUUGAUUCUUUGUGGUUACUACCAAAAUAAAUGUCUGUUAAAAGUC